AUGUGGUCCUUUGUACAACGCCGCCAGAUCGCCAAACAGGUGAAGCUCGACCUCGGAAAAGACCCUGCGUACCUUGAGAAAGGGAGAACGUUGGGUCAACGAGAACGACGCAAACCUUCGCCUACUAGCGAGGGACAACCCGAGAAACAGAACCGCCAAGACAGCCCUGGACAAGGAGACCGUGACUUCAUCCUAGUGCGCAGUGAGGGAGACUAUGACCCUCUAAAUCCAUUGAACUGGACAGUCCUCGAGAGAACCAAGACCAUUUUCAUCUUAUGCUUCCUAAUUAUUACCCAAGCAUGGGCUGGUGCGGCAGAGUCGAUGGGUAACUUGGCCGCCAGCCAAGAAUUCCAUGUCAGCAAAGUUGCCGAGAACUUGGCAACAGCCGUUUAUCUCUUCGGCGUUGGAACUGGCGCCCUCUUUGUUGGUCCAAUUUCAGAAACCGUGGGGAGAAACCCAACCUAUCUAGUGGCAACCUUUUGCUACCUUUGCUUCGUCCUCGGGUCUGCGCUGACGCCCACAUUCGGUGGACAAGUCGUAUGCCGAUAUUUUGCGGGAUUAUCUGCUAGUGCUACGCUCACCAUCAACGGUGCAAGCGUGAACGACCUGUUCCGCCCGGUCAAGAGAGCCUUGGUCUUCCCAAUUGUUGCUUGGGCGAACGUGGCAGCCCCAGUCAUCGCACCCGUGGCGGGCGGUUGGAUUGUCUCUAACCCAAAACUCGGCUGGCGCUGGACCGAGUGGGUGACGUUGGUUAUCUCUGGCGCAGCUUUCCUCGUCGCGUUACUGUUUCUCCCAGAGACGUACUUCCCGCUUUUGCUGGACUGGAAGGCAAAGGAACUUCGACGUCUCACUGGAGACGAACGUUACUCUUCGGAGCAUUCACAGAAAGCGUCAUUUUGGAAGCAACUACGGCAGACUCUGCCGCUCCCCAUGACUUUCUUCCGUACCGAACCAGUCAUCAUUGUUCUCGGGUACUACCUGAUCCUGCUCUACAUUCUGCUUUUCACUUUCCUCUCGGGGUUCGACUACAUCUUCAAAGAGACCUACGGCUUAUCUCCUGGUCUCCAAGGGUCCUGUUUUGCCUCUAUCGCCGCGGGCUCAACUGCAUUCGCCUGUUGCACUCCCGGCCUGUAUAGUUGGGCACGUUGGCACACAGAAUUUGUCCGAGGGGCCCCCUUGAAACCAGAAUUCAGACUGUGGCCUGCAAUAGUUACUGCCCCAUUGCUUCCAGUUUCUUUAUUCUGGCUCGGCUGGAGUAACUACCCUACAAUAUCGAAAUGGAGCGGUCUCGGCGCUUGUUUUGUGUUUGGCGUCGUGUUGACGGCUGUUUAUGUUAGCAGCUAUGAGUACAUAACUGAUAGCUACCGAGAUCAUUCGGCGAUUGCGCUUGCGAGCAUCACGAUGGCGCGGUACUUGAUUGCUGGUGGUAUGGUCAUGGCGGCACGUCCUAUGUAUGAGGGAAUCGGAGUUCACUGGACAAUGACUCUCUUGGGUUGCAUUGCUGUUUUGUUAACACCAGCACCGCUUCUGUUUAGGUUGUACGGACCCAAGCUUCGGAAGAAGAGUCCCUACGCAAUGACAGAAACGCACCCCUAA
Fusarium keratoplasticum is the source of this 1596-nucleotide messenger RNA. RefSeq names its product MFS domain-containing protein. Gene Ontology annotation, biological process: transmembrane transport. The transcript is spliced from 2 exons. Bases 1 to 1596 code for a protein of 531 amino acids. Gene Ontology annotation, molecular function: transmembrane transporter activity. The record is from RefSeq and is a predicted model, not a curated record. NCBI's taxonomy places the organism in Eukaryota, Fungi, Ascomycota, Sordariomycetes, Hypocreales, Nectriaceae.